AUGAAUCGCUCGGCUUUUGAUAUCCAGCCCAUCGGCCGGUUCUAUGGCUCUAACACGACGAUUCGGCGCCCCAAGGAAAUCACUUGCUUUUCAUAUGAUGAUCAACACGAAUUUCAUCUGGGGGACUCAUCCCUGCGGUACUACUACCCACCGAGACUUCCCGCAGACUUGAAUCGCGGCUUCGAUGUUUUCCAGAAGUUGGAUGAUUCGGCAGAUGAGCAUCUAGAUGCCCUUCUAGAGACCAUCCUUGCUCUCGAAAAGGACACUGGGAAGAAAUGUGAGGCCGACAUCAUUACCUGGAGAGGUAUGAUGACCAAGAUAUUGACAGCUCCAUUUGAUAUGAUGAACGGAUGGGAAAUGAACGCGACGUAUUUCCAGGGAACGGUUUUUAUCGAGGAAAACAAUGCGUACAAAAACCACCAAAAACAAUUACAGCACAAUCAGAGAAUGCCUCAGGGAAUGCCUCCUCAAGAUCUGAUGGCAUAUUGGGGCUACAAAUUUGAGACCUUAUCUCUCCUCAACCAGCCGUGGGACCCCACGCCUCGUGAGGAAAUUGAAAGCCGGGAGGAGCUGGUUGUGAACAACAAUGCUCAAUACUGUUCUGUUGUCCGUACAGGCAUUGGUAGCACACGGCUAGUAAUCGGCGGUGAGGUUGAUGCCGUUUGGGACACCAAGCCGGACCGAAAAGAGGAUUCGAUCAACUGGGUGGAACUCAAGACCUCGGCUGAGAUAAAAAAUGACCGAGAUAUGGUAAAGUAUGAGCGGAAACUCUUGAAGUUUUGGGCCCAGUCCUUUCUACUCGGCGUGCCCAAAAUCAUUGUUGGCUUUCGUGACCAACAAGGCAUUGUCCACCGGCUGGAAGAGCUUGACACCGCGAGUUUACCUGGAAAGGUCAAGAAGAUUGGACGAGGGACCUGGGAUGGAAAUAUCUGUAUCAACUUUGCCGCUACGUUCCUUGAGUGUAUGGCCCAGAAUUCCCGGCUUAGAAUUACAAUCCAUGAAGAAGGGGUAUGGAGGAUUCGAAAGCCUGAAAAGUCUUCUAUCAUCGAGGUUUUCAAGAUGGUAGAUUCCGGAACGGGUGAUAUCAUUUCUCCCUCCUUCUCGGCCUGGCGAUCGUCAGCUUAA
Molecule: messenger RNA, 1125 nt
Organism: Aspergillus tanneri
Lineage: Eukaryota; Fungi; Ascomycota; Eurotiomycetes; Eurotiales; Aspergillaceae
Gene: RAI1
Product: DXO/RAI1 family decapping nuclease
Exons: 9
Coding region: 1-1125 (374 amino acids)
Biological process (GO): NAD-cap decapping; nuclear-transcribed mRNA catabolic process
Cellular component (GO): cytosol; nucleus
Molecular function (GO): mRNA 5'-diphosphatase activity
Source: RefSeq, a predicted model, not a curated record